Messenger RNA from Conger conger (European conger), 3214 nucleotides. Its product is annotated as serine/threonine-protein phosphatase 4 regulatory subunit 3. Lineage: Eukaryota; Metazoa; Chordata; Actinopteri; Anguilliformes; Congridae. Gene Ontology annotation, molecular function: protein phosphatase activator activity. The record is from RefSeq and is a predicted model, not a curated record. The transcript has 16 exons. The coding region runs from base 691 to 3129 and encodes 812 amino acids. Gene Ontology annotation, biological process: protein dephosphorylation; DNA damage response. Gene Ontology annotation, cellular component: protein phosphatase 4 complex; nucleoplasm.
AACCCAAGAUGGCGGACUACAGACUAUAGAAGCUGUUAUGAUGAAAAUGAAACGGUAGGAAUGAACAAGAAAGAAUACCCCAUUUUGAGACGUUUCAGAAAAGGAUUUAAAAUAUCGAAGCGAUUCGAUUAAUAAAAUAUUGACAUGCUGAGGGGGAAACGACGAGACGUGUAUCCCUCAGCAGCCCUAGAAAUCAUCAACAUGGCGGCAGACUCUGCAAAGCCACGUUUGAACAUUUACGAAGGAAUACGAUGAGAAACACUGAGGGCAUCCGAAAAUUCUCCCGUCGUGCUCUGAAGAUCUCACCUUCUUUCCGCUUGGACUGACAACAACUCAAACCAGCUAGCUAGUUAGCCGGGGCCUGUGAUUGUUUGGGCUCAACUAUUUUUUGUUUUGUUCAAGGACCGCGUUUAAAGAAAAAGAGCAACUUAACGUAUAAUGGAGAAAAUGAUCUGGAAUACAAAAGCGUAGCUAGCUACCCAAGCUAGCUAGCAACUCCUCUCCUAACCCAGUGGGAGAAUAACUGAAAAUUAGCUCGGUCGCUGCCUCUUGUCUUGGGUUGAGGCAGACCAAACUGAGUCACUUUGUAUUGUACAACAAGCAACCUGAGGGUAGCGUUGCUUCUAACUUUCAGAUUGAAGGUGUCGCCUAAAACGUUUUCGGGUGUAAACAGCGGUGAGGAUUUGCAGCAUGACCGACACUCGCCGAAGAGUGAAGGUUUACACCCUGAACGAGGACAGGCAGUGGGACGACCGCGGCACCGGGCAUGUGUCGUCCGGCUAUGUCGAAAGGCUGAAAGGCAUGUCCCUGCUGGUGCGCGCCGAAAGCGAUGGGUCACUUCUGCUGGAGUCAAAAAUAAACCCCAAUACUGCUUACCAGAAACAACAGGACACCCUGAUAGUGUGGUCGGAGGCAGAGAACUAUGAUCUGGCUCUCAGCUUCCAAGAAAAGGCUGGGUGCGAUGAAAUAUGGGAGAAAAUAUGCCAGGUCCAGGGCAAAGACCCGUCAGUGGACAUCACCCAGGAGCUGGUGGACGAGUCGGAGGAGGAGCGCUUCGACGACAUGUCCUCCCCGGGCCUGGAGCUCCCACCAUGCGAGCUGAGCCGGCUGGAGGAGGUGGCGGAGCUGGUGGCCUCCUCGCUGCCCUCGCCCCUCCGGCGUGAGAAGCUGGCCCUGGCCGUGGAGAACGAGGGCUACAUCAAGAAGCUCCUGGAGCUCUUCCACGUGUGCGAGGACCUGGAGAACCGCGAGGGCCUCCACCACCUCUACGAGAUCAUCAAGGGCGUCUUCCUCCUCAACCGGACGGCGCUCUUCGAGGUCAUGUUCUCCGAGGAGUGCAUCAUGGACGUGAUCGGCUGCCUGGAGUUCGACCCCGCCCUCCCUCACCCCAGGAGGCACCGCGAGUUCCUGACCAAGACCGCCAAGUUCAAGGAGGUCAUCCCCAUUUCCGACCCCGAACUCAAGCAGAAAAUCCACCAGACGUACCGGGUGCAGUACAUUCAGGACAUGGUCCUCCCCACUCCCUCCGUCUUUGAGGAGAACAUGCUGUCCACCCUCCACUCCUUUAUCUUUUUUAAUAAAGUGGAAAUUGUAGGAAUGCUCCAGGACGAUGAAAAGUUCCUGACAGACCUCUUCGCACAGCUAACCGAGGAAGCGACAGACGACGACAAGAGACAUGAACUGGUAAAUUUCCUGAAGGAAUUUUGUGCUUUUUCUCAAACAUUACAACCUCAGAACAGAGAUGCCUUCUUCAAAACAUUGUCAAACAUGGGCAUCCUUCCAGCACUUGAAGUAAUUUUGGGAAUGGAUGAUGUCCAGGUCCGCAGCGCUGCGACUGACAUCUUCUCCUAUUUGGUGGAGUAUAACCCCUCCAUGGUACGGGAGUUUGUGAUGCAGGAGUCCCAGCAGAACGAUGAUGACAUCCUCCUCAUCAACCUGAUCAUUGAGCACAUGAUCUGCGACACCGACCCGGAGCUGGGUGGGGCCGUGCAGCUGAUGGGCCUUCUGCGGACGCUGGUGGACCCGGAGAACAUGCUGGCUACCGCCACCAAAACGGAGAAAACAGAGUUCCUCAGCUUCUUCUACAAGCACUGUAUGCACGUGCUGUCUGCCCCUCUGCUGGCCAACACCACCGAGGAAAAGCCCAGCAAAGAUGACUUUCAGACAUCGCAGUUGCUCGCCCUGAUCCUGGAGCUGUUAACCUUCUGUGUGGAGCACCACACCUACCACAUCAAGAACUAUAUCAUCAACAAGGACAUCCUGCGGAGAGUGCUGGUGCUCACCUCCUCCCGCCACGCCUUCUUGGCUCUCUGUGCACUUCGCUUCAUGAGAAAAAUAAUUGGUUUGAAAGACGAGUUUUACAACCGCUACAUCAUGAGGAACUUCCUGUUUGAGCCUGUGGUGAAGGCCUUCCUGAACAACGGCUCGCGCUACAACCUCAUGAACUCGGCCAUAAUCGAGAUGUUUGAGUACUUGAGGGUGGAGGACAUGAAGUCUCUGACGACUCACGUGGUGGAGAACUAUUGGAAAGCGCUGGAAGACGUGGACUAUGUUCAGACCUUUAAAGGGCUGAAACUGCGCUAUGAACAACAGAGGGAGAGACAGGACAACCCCAAACUAGACAGCAUGCGGUCCAUCCUGCGGAACCACCGGUACAGGCGGGACGCCCGCACACUCGAGGACGAGGAGGAGAUGUGGUUCAACACCGACGAGGAUGACCUGGAGGACGGAGAGGCCGUGGUCCGACCCUCCGACAAGAUGAAGAGCGAGGAAGACCUCAUGGACCCCAUCAGCAAGUUCAUGGAGAGGAGGAAAUUGAAAGACACCGAGGAGAAGGAGGUGCUGGCCAAGGCUAACCUGACAGGUCGCCAGAGCCCCAGCUUCAAGCUGUCAUUCUCCAGCGCUCCCAAGCCCAGCCUCACCAGCCCGUCCGCCACCAGCCACCUCCCUGGGUCUCCCGGGCCGCUGAGCAUCGGGGCCAGGACAUCCCCGCCCGCAACAGCCAUCACCACCAAGGGCGGCCUAGUGGGCCUCGUCGAUUACCCCGAUGACGACGAGGAGGACGAAGACGAUCUGGAGAACCAGGAGGAGACUCUGCCCUUGUCCAAAAAGGCCAAGCUUAGCUCUUAACUUUCUCCCAUUCAGUCGUUCCCAGAGUGUGGUUCCGAUCUCCACCUGUCCGGCAAAGCGUCGCUUCCAGUAACUGCGGAAAUGA